Acanthochromis polyacanthus (spiny chromis) is the source of this 8355-nucleotide messenger RNA. It is a transcript of the gene kcnq5b, whose product is annotated as potassium voltage-gated channel, KQT-like subfamily, member 5b. The transcript is spliced from 14 exons. The record is from RefSeq and is a predicted model, not a curated record. Bases 395 to 3478 code for a protein of 1027 amino acids. Gene Ontology annotation, biological process: transmembrane transport; potassium ion transport. Lineage: Eukaryota; Metazoa; Chordata; Actinopteri; Pomacentridae. Gene Ontology annotation, cellular component: membrane. Gene Ontology annotation, molecular function: voltage-gated potassium channel activity.
GUCUGGAGCCACGAUACCGAACCGAGUGGAGAUAGAUCAAAUCCUUCAGAUCAAGUCGCCGGGUGGGUUCGAUGAGCAUCAGCUGCAGACGCGCAGUUUAGUGGUGAAGCAACAGGCGGCGAAACGCGGAGCCGGUUGUGACAUUUUAGUGUGGAACUCUCCUCUCUGCUGCUUCACACGGACACACGCUGCUGCUGUGGCUCGGUGUCGUGUGAGUCCGCGCUCCGGAGAGGCGCCGUGGACAGCUUUUUACGCGCGGUCGUGUAACUGGGAAGAGGAAAGAGGGCGGUCAGAGUUUGACGGCGCUGCUUUCACUGCGGCUCACACGUGUGAUUUAGAGUCCACGCAUGCUGGAGAGGAGCUCCGCGCACUCGAUGCCCGCCUUGGUGAUGCCAUGCCCCGGAACCACAGCGGAGACGAAGGCGGCACCGGGCUCUGGAUGAGGACGUCGCCGGGGCACCGAACCGAAGGCUACGGUUUGAAAGAUGUGGAGUCCGGACGAAGGAUGAUGAUGAUGAACAACGCGGGAGACGGUUUGCUGUCAGCCUCCGCCGCCACAGGUGCCGGUGCCGGUGCCGGUGCCGGCGGCUCGGACAGCCUGCGGGGGAAGCAGGGCGCCCGGCUCAGCCUGCUGGGGAAGCCGCUCAUCUACAGCGCGCAGAGCGGCCGCAGGAACGUGCGCUACCGGCGGCUGCAGAACUACCUGUACAACGUGCUGGAGCGACCGAGAGCCUGGGCGUUCAUCUACCACGCGUUCGUGUUCAUCCUGGUCUUCAGCUGCCUGGUUCUGUCGGUGUACUCCACCAUCCCGGCCCAUCAGGACUUCUCCUCCCACUGUCUGCUCAUCCUGGAGUUUGUGAUGAUUGUGGUGUUCGGCUUGGAGUACAUCAUCCGGAUCUGGUCGGCGGGAUGCUGCUGUCGCUACAGAGGAUGGCAGGGUCGCCUUCGCUUCGCCAGGAAACCAUUCUGUGUCAUAGACAUCAUCGUGCUGAUAGCAUCGGUGGCCGUGGUGUCGGCCGGCAGUCAGGGAAACAUCUUCGCCACAUCGGUGCUGCGGAGCCUCAGAUUCCUGCAGAUCCUUCGGAUGGUGCGAAUGGACCGAAGAGGAGGAACCUGGAAGCUGCUGGGAUCCGUCGUCUACGCACACAGCAAGGAGCUGGUCACCGCCUGGUACAUCGGCUUUCUGGUCCUGAUCUUCUCUUCCUUCCUCGUCUACCUUGUGGAGAAUAAGUUCAACAAGGAGUUCGCAACCUACGCUGAUGCCUUGUGGUGGGGAACGAUUACCCUGACAACCAUCGGCUAUGGAGACAAGACGCCAAAAACAUGGACAGGACGGAUGUUGUCUGCAGGGUUCGCCCUCCUGGGCAUUUCCUUCUUUGCCUUACCAGCAGGUAUUCUAGGUUCAGGCUUUGCCUUGAAGGUCCAGGAGCAGCACAGACAGAAGCACUUUGAGAAAAGACGGAACCCAGCCGCCUACCUCAUCCAGUGUGUUUGGCGUAGUUAUGCGGCUGAUGAGAACUCGGUUUCCAUUGCUACCUGGAAGCCUCACUUGAAGGCGUUGCAUACCUGCAGCCCUACAAAGAAGGAGCAGGGAGAGUCGACGACAAGCCAGAAGUUGAGCUUCAAGGAGCGGGUGAGGAUGGCAAGCCCCCGCGGUCAGAGCAUCAAGAACCGGCAGACGUCUUCUGUAAACGACCGGCGGUCCCCGGGGGCCGAUGCCGGCACCGAGGGAACAAGUCCCGCCAAGGUCCAGAAGAGCUGGAGCUUCAACGACCGCACCAGAUUCAGGCCUUCGCUCCGCCUCAAGAGCCAGUCACGCUCCACCACGGACGGCGAGUCCAACAUGGCAGCUGAGGAUGGUUUUGAUGAUAAAGGAUGCCAUUGUGAGAUCUCUGUGGAGGACUUGUUGCCCUCAGUCAAGUCUGUCAUCAGAGCUGUCAGGAUAAUGAAGUUCCAUGUAGCCAAGAAGAAGUUUAAGGAGACGCUGCGUCCGUACGAUGUGAAAGAUGUGAUAGAGCAGUACUCAGCCGGUCACCUGGACAUGCUGUGUCGCAUCAAGAGUCUGCAGACCAGGGUGGACCAAAUCCUCGGCAAGGGCCAGAUCCCUUUGGAUAAGAAGAUUCGAGAGAAGCUGCUGUCUGAUGGAGAUUUACUGGAGGACAUGAGCAUGUUGGGUCGAGUCUGUAAGGUGGAGCGGCAGGUCCAGUCAAUCGAGUCAAAGCUCGACUCCCUGCUCGACAUUUAUCGGCAGGUUUUACGCAAAGGCUCGUCUUCAGCCCUCACGCUCUCCUCUCUCCCACUCUUCGAGCUGGAACAGACCUCUGACUACAACUCCUCAGUCUUCAGUAAGGACCUGCCCUGCUCACCACAGGUCGGCGGUGGAGCGCCUCCCCCCGGAGGCUUUGUCACUCACUCCUCCACCAACUCCCACCUCCCCCAGGGGGGACUCCAUCUCAUUCUGGCUCCCCCAAACGAGCUCAACCUCAAUCUCAAUGCCUCCUCCUCCACACCUCCCUCUGGCCUCGCAUCCUCCUCUUUCAGUCCUUCUCCGCUGCCUCAUCACCAUCAUCACCACCAUCAUCAUCCUCAUCACCACACCCAGGCUCAGGCUACCACACCUGAAAGUGUCACCGAUGAGGCAGUGGGGAGUUCUCCACCCAUCCUCACUCCAAACAGUGUCAGCAGUUCUGGGGUUAGAGGAGUCAGAGAUGGAGGGUUUCCUCUUCUGACGAGGCUUCCGCCACCGCCCCCUCCCAGCCGGAGCAGUGGUUCUGGCAACAUGGUGCGGACGACAUCCACAGAAGUGUCCCCUGACAUGGAGGAUUUCUGUGGAGGUUUAGAGACGCAGAUGGAGGACAACAGUGUCGGGGAGGACCUCAGCCUUGGAUUGGGGUUGGGCAGACUGGGGCAGCAGCUACAGGACAAAGGCAACAGCAGGCUUAACACAAAGGAAGAGGGUUCCUGGAGGAGACAUAUGAGCCUGGAGCUGGAGCCUCUGGUGCCGCCAGUUCUGGGCUGCUGCUCUGGGCCCAUCCAGAUGGACCGAGGACUGGGCAAGUCCAUGUCAGUGCAGGACCUGAUGCAGGGAGCACCAGGAACCGUCCACGACGCAAGACACGGCCACAGCCUGUCGUCUCCGAGCCCCAGUACGAGCAGCGACUCUCCCGUUGGCUUUCACAGCUGUAGCCAAGACCCCGGUGGAGGAGGGGGAGGUGGUACAGGCAGGAGUGGUGGAGGUGGUGGGUGGGGUGAGGAGGACCUCUUUAUUAGUGACAGAGACAUAGAGGCGAAGGGGUUUGACUUUCUGUCACAGGGGACUACAGAGGCCCACAUCUACACCUCGGAGAUCCUGAGGACAGGGGGCAGAGCUGGGGUGGGGUCCCAGGGCUCAAACCGUAGCCUGGCCAGCGGUCAAACAUCCUCCCCCUCUGCCAGCAGCACCGAACUGCUGAACAUGCCGCACGUACGGCUAAAAUAGACCCGGCUACAUGUUCGUAAGGCACACAAAUGUCACCUCACUGAUGGUUUUUAUCCUUUUUGGAGGGUGGGACUAAAAUAUGGGGUCCCUUUUGUUUGCUUAUUUUCAUGUUGAUCCAUUUGAUAAGAAUCAUAGUAUUUUCAUACAGGCUGAUCACAUACGGCAUUUUGUUGCAUGAAUUAUUCUUUUUAUGAAGUAGGAUUGACAAAUCUGAGAUAAAAUAUUGACAAAUGAGAACACAGACUCCAAAAACAACUUCAAUAAGAAACGCAGCCCCUGAAAGACGGUUUGGUAAAAUGUGACCUCGACGCACAGCAUGAUGAACUGCAUGUUUUUAGUCAAAGGUACAGAGAUUUACAAGGUACAGUUUACACUCAAAGAUGGGAACUAACCUGACACUGAUGGAAACCCACUUUGAGAACACCACUGAUGUCUGUUGCACAGAUAAAGAAGAUGUAUUUCUGUCUCUGCCAUGACAUGAUAGGCUUCCACACUGAAAUGAAUGUUACCUCACAGUUGCCAAAUGUUGACAUUCUCUGUAAACCCAUAACCAGAUCAUGUCAAGUUUGUAUCCUUAAAUUAUAUGAAUCCUAAACCACGAAUCAAACCGAUGAUGCCCACGAUCUUUUUAAAUGUACCAAACUCAGAAGAACCACAGCAGUAAUGUGAAUGCAGGCAAUACAAUUCUCAUUUUUAUGGAUUCUUUGUACACUCUCAGGCAUCCGUACUUUGAUUUAUAGAAAAUUCUGUACAGUAAAUCAAUUAGCAGACUUCUAAAACAUGCUUCAGCAGCGUAAUCUCUUCCAGUGAACUACAGUUAUGAAUUUUAAAGGGACAGUUUGAUCCACUGUGGAGGGAAACAGCAGUGAAACAUAUUUACUAAACCUAAAGAAAUCAAUCAGUUUAAGCAUUUAUAUAUAUAUAUAUAUAUAUAUAUAUAUAUAUAUAUAUACAUCAGUUAAAGAAUAUAUAAUGUUUUAACUGAUACAGAUAGUUUUAGGUGGAUGGCAUACAAAGCUUCUGUGCUGGUCCGCCUGUGUGUUUCUCCAAACAGAGUUAACUGACCUCAAUCUUCUUUUUGUAUUGCGGUUACUAUGAACACUUCAAAUAAUCUGAACUAUCCCUUUAAGUGCAAGUAAGGUUUAAUAUGUGUGUUGCAACAAUAUCAGAAGUUACCUGAAACAAGUGGGUUUGUAAAGCCUGCUAAGAUAGAUUUAUAUUUCAUACUGUCAAUGCCAGAUUUCUCAAAAACAUCAAGAGAUGUGAUCUUUUAGGGCAGAAUAAUAAUCUGAAUCACAAUUCUCUCCACAAAAUUAGCUGAAGUCAUCUAAUUAUUUGUGUAUAUGGUUAUCUGGAUACAAUGCCUGUCACUUUAACUCAAGACUAAAUGCCUAAUUAAAAAAAACAAUCUAUUUUAUUAUGAAGUAGUGAUAUGUACUCUGAACUUCGUAAAGAAGCAUCAAACCAGCAGUUGCUGCUAACCAAAGACAGGUCACUGUUGUGGCGGUCCUUGAUAUCCUUCAGCUGCCUCUAAAGUCAGUCUCUCUUCCUGAGGACAAGUUCCAUCUCCACAGUCUUGGACUACAGCUGGUGGUCAAUAAUAGUCGAUGAUGUUAUCACAGGAAUAGUUUGGCAUCUUAUUCUUUGAGUCCUUCACCUGCAGCAGGUUCUAGUUGGUCUGAUCAUCCAGAGAGCAGAACAAAACCUACCAUCACCACCUGCAGUCCAAGAGGGAGGAGUUAGAGUUUGGAGAGGCAACUGAAUGAAUUGAGGACCACAACAGCAACCUGACCAGCCUGCAAAUGUAAACCAAGAUGAGACGGGACUUUCUGGUUAAUAAUGACUGAAAUACUUAGAUAUUAGGACUUUAGACUGCAACCGAAGUGGGUACAUAUUCACACCAUUUUGAGAGUGCAAAAAUAAACGGAGAAGGUGCAGGCAGAGAGAUACUGACUAAACCAGUGAUUUACAAGAGGUAUCACAUUCAGUCAUAAUGGUUAAUGCAUUACUAGGGCUGCAAAAUUACAUGAAAAUUAAUCACAAUCAUGAUUUUGGUGUUCUGCAAUUAAAUAUAAUUGAUGGGGAUAAAAAAAAACUCAGCACAUGGGAAACAGAUGUAGAUAAAAUGUCUUGUUUCAACUUGAGUAAAUGUGACAUUAGGAUGCCAUAUUUUACUGUUUUUAAAGUAUUUUUGGACUACUGUAGCCUGCAUGUGAGGCAUUUAGAGAACAAUGGUAAACUGUAGUGUCUAUCAAUAUGCAGCUGUUCAGCAGGUGAGGAGUUUAGCUUAUAGGUGUGGUAUCAGAAAACCUCCAGGAAAAGAUUGGCAAAAUGUCUAUAUUUUGCAAAUAUCAAGUCUGAAGUCAUUAUCAAUUUUUAUAUCAAUGCAAAACUAGAAUAGCAAAGACAACAUUUCAUUAGCAUGCAAGGUUGUUUGACAAAAAAAAAAGGAUGGGGAAGUACGAUCAAAUUAUGUGCCAACGCUAGUCUGGAGCCCUGCAUACAGCGUCAUAAAUAAGAUUCAUUUAAAAAGCAGAGAAUAAGUCGAACUGCCCACGAUAUCAGCUUGGCCACCCCUAAUGUGAUGUCCCUGUGAGUUGUAGUAAACAAGCUACAACAUGCAAACACAUUUCAUUUUUGCUCAACUCUGAUUAGGUAGAUAUCUUGUUUUGAAACUCUUUGACAGAUGUUCUUGUUGCACCAUGUUGAAAAAAAUGUAUGGAUAUUCUCAGUAUGCACAUGUAAAGACAAGGAUGCCCAUUCACACAUACAGCCAGCAGGGAGGCCCCAUGUCCACCAUCCUGUGGAGGACCUUCAGUACAGAUUAGUGGAGGAACAGAUCAAUUAUGCACUGAUCAGUUGGUUCUCCAGCUGAUCACAGCCAUGGACUGAAACACUUCUUGAAUGUUAUUUUCUGGUGUAAAAAAAAACAAACCUGUUUGAUAUUUUGUCUGAAUAGGUGUGACCUCGCAAAGCACUUUGUUUUGGUUCAGAAACAGAUACACUGAGAAAUGUUCAGAGAUUUAACUUUGUAUUGCAGUCGGCUUUUUGCCACCCUGUUUCUACAUGAAUGGAAGAUUAUAAGAUCUUAUUUAAAUCACAGUCAGUGUUUCUUUUUUCAUACAGUCUAAUGUGGGAUUACUUUUUCUUCCUUGAAGUGGACUUGCUGCAGAAUGCAUCGCUUAUUAGUAUGAACAGAACAUCUAUUGCUUGAACUGCUGAGCAGUGACAUCAACACGACUAAUUGUCAACUUCUCCCCACUGCAUGGUACAGAGUCAGUGUGUUGAGUAAGAUUAAGGCCUUGAUUAUACUCUCUUGUGGAUGCACACAUGUACGGCUGUAGACACCUCAGACAUGUACUCAUUCUAUAUUAUACUACAGUACUCUCUAGUCUGUGCCUACAUAUUCCACGCAUGAACAGCAUUUACAGAGGGGUUUGCGCAGAUGAUGUUGGAGUGUCAUUUAUUAAACACUUCUGAUUCUGCUCGUCGAUUCCGGUUCUUUGCGGGCAGGUGGUUAAAUUCCUACAACAGUGAAAUCACGCUUUUACCUCAAUGCAUGAGCAACAAUAAUCUAAGGCAUAAAAUACAUAUUGUGGCAAGUACUUCUACGUUUUCCUAAUUUUCUAAGAACUCCCAUCCAAGCUACUUCACAACAAAGUUCAAUCCUGUCAUUGCAAAGUGUUUUGAAGCAGCAUUUGUUGAAUUAAGGUGAGCGUUAAGAGACAAUUGUGUAAUUUGUGCUGCUGGCAUGCAAAUUAAGUAACUGCAAGUAAUGCUCUGAUUUAUUAGGACAAAUGCAUCAGGAGACAGGAAAACACACAUGCAUUCAGCUUACAUGAAUAAUGGCAGACAGAUUGUGAUAGAAAUGGUACUGAAAUCGAUCUAGGAACCAAAAAGCAGAAUCAAGCCCAAACUUUGGAACUGGUUCCCGCUGAACAACGUUAGUGGACACACACACUGACAACUACAGACAUAUCGGAUGAGUAGUUGUCCAUAAUACUUUCUAGUUCACUCGGAGGACAGGUUACAUUCAUGAGCAGUAGAUCAAUGUCUGCAAUUGGAGUAUGUGCACUACUGCGCUUGAAAAGUCAUUGCUGCACAGAUCGUCCAUAGAAGAAUCCGUGUGAAUUCUAACAAACUUGAACAGUUGACGAAAGUUACGUCACGCAGAAAGUGUAACACUGGCGGAACUGGUUCUCUCCUAGUUUGAGGAUGGAACCAUAAGAUGCAGGUUGAUCGUUCCCAUAAAGCCUCACUGGUGAGUGAUCACCUUUAGCUAGCAGUACCUCAGUGAACUCUGCAAACCGAUAUCAAAGAUCAGAACAUACUAACCAGGCCUGGGGUCACUUUUACUUAACUUCAGAUAUUUAAGUAUAUUUUGCAUGAAGAGACUGUCAUAUCGAAACGUAUAUAGAACUGAGAACGAAUGCUUCGUCGUCAAGUCAAUUUACUGUUUAAGGUUCAAACUGACUACAUCAGAAGUUUUUUUUAAAAAAAACACCACAGCUCUGAUAUGAAGUCUACAACAUGUGCAGAACAUACAGUAAACUGGUGCCUUGCUUUUGUGGUACACUUUCAUCUCCAUGUCUACUCAGUUUCCAGAAAAGUGCAUUAAGUUCCUCCACUGCUGCACUGUCUUUAUGUUCUCUCCUUGAAAAUGUUCUGAUUUUGUUUUUUAAACACAGAUUGCUACUGGGCAUAAAACGGGCCUUUGACAUGUCAACAUUCUGUCUUGUUUCUUUUAAUUUAUUUAAAUUAUGUGCACAUAUUUACACAUUAGUAAUAAUCUCAGUUAGAUUACGGAAGCCUGUAUUGUAAUGAAAAUGCAAGUGAACUUUUCUUCUCAUUCAUCAAUAAAGGAAAUUCUAUGGAAA